CAUGGCCUAAAAGAGAGAAUUAAUUAAUUCGUCCACCAAAACAAAAGGUCACACGCUUGAGAGAGAAAGAGUGCGCAGAGUGAGCGAGCAUAGCGGUGGAGUGUCGUCACUGCUAACUCUGACGAUUUCUCUUGUUUACGUAGCCGAAAAGAUCACUCUCUGUUGGUGUCGACUCUGUUUCUGGGAGCCGCGACGUGAAGGUUUGAUCUUUCCACUGAAACUAGCUAUCAAGAUGAAUUCAUUUCCUUCACAAAACUUGAUGCUAUCUGCUACAAACGCAAACAAGGGCGCAGGCUUGCGUACGUCUAAUGCUCAUUGGUUACAUUCCUGUAUCGCCGUUCCAAAGACCACAGGCAUUGAUCUUUCUCAAGCAAAUCCUGCUGAAGGUGUGAUGGUGCCUCAAUCUCAUUUGUUUCCUCCUCCUACUAGAGAUUCCAGAAAUGAUAUGGAAACUGUGAAACAGAAGUCUGUAAAUCAGUCUCCUUUGAAGUCUUUGAAGCCAAACCCGCCAAGGAAGAAACGCUCUGCAUCCAACAAGUCAAAGAAAACACCGAGCAUACCAGAAACAAAACGCGAGAAAAAGAAUCUGGACAUCAACAUUGACAUCUCAAGCUUUGAUACUUCUGGGGUUCCUCCUCCUGUUUGUUCAUGUACAGGCGUUUCAAGGGUUUGCUACAAAUGGGGCAUGGGCGGUUGGCAAUCCUCAUGCUGUACCAUCAGCAUAUCGACAUACCCACUACCCAUGAGCACCACAAGACCCAGGGUUCGUCUUGCUGGAAGAAAAAUGAGCAAUGGUGCUUAUGUCAAGCUCCUUGCUAGGCUUGCUGGCGAAGGUUAUAACCUCUCUCACCCUGUUGAUCUCAAGAACCAUUGGGCCAGACACGGUACUAACAAGUUUGUGACCAUCAAGUAGUCGUUUCAUUAGUUGGGUUUGGUUUUAGAUUUUAGCUUUUGUGGUUUCCAUGUAAGUCAUAUUUACACUUUUGGCAUCUUUGUAUAUAUGUUUCGUAGUUGCUUUAACAUCAUAUAGGACGACACUUAUUUUCCUUUAGGAGGAAUGUUUGGUACUGCAACAAUGGAUCAAUUAAGUUUCUUUCAUUCU
Molecule: messenger RNA, 1102 nt
Organism: Arabidopsis arenosa
Lineage: Eukaryota; Viridiplantae; Streptophyta; Magnoliopsida; Brassicales; Brassicaceae
Source: the annotation of a GenBank genome assembly